UGACAGUGAAUUACUAAAUUGAAAAUGAAAAAGUAGAGUCUUAUACUUAUGUUGAUUGAUUGCUCGUCUGGUUACCUCACAUAGACUAAGAAUGGCAUCAGAUAUAAAAGGUGUUAAGACGUACUCGAGCUUGGAUAGAGAAGAAUUCCUCGAGGAUGGAUAUUAUACACACUACUCUCUGUUAGAAGUGUUCUCAUCUGAGAUGCUUGUUGAGAUCCUCAGUCAUCUCAAGUGGCAGGACUUGACCAGAGUAGCCCAGACAUGUACGACACUAAGAGACAUAGUCGCCUGCGCCACACUAUGGCACAGACUGUGGAAACUGGACUUUACCAACUGCCAAAGCCCACAGAAAAAGCACAUUAUGCAUGUAGCAGCCAGGUGUCCUAAUGCAGGGUUUCUGAAGUUGGGGAGUGUAGACUUUCCUGAAGAUGAAGAUCAUGGUGCCACAGCUCCAAGCGACAUACCAGUUAAUGGUGUAGAAUCUGGUGAUGCAGCAGAUGAUGAUGUCACUUUAGGUGAUGAUUUGGCUGCUGACAAUAAUGUAGCUGCUAAUGAUGCAGCUGCUAAUAAUGAUAUAGUAGAUGCUGAAGGACCUGCAGGAGUGGCAGGUGAUGAAGGAGCUAAUCACAUGCCAGAUCUAGGAGAUGGGCAAAAUGAAGAAGAAGAAGAAGCAGAGUCUCCAUGGCAACCAUAUGAUUUAAUGAUACUUGAGAUUUUGAGACUCUGUCCCAACCUGAGACAUAUAGACUUGGCAAAUGAUGGCAUGACUAAUAGAUCAGUUGAAGCAGUUGCAGCAAAGUGUGACAAAUUAAAGACUCUUAGCAUUGGGGAGAGUGAGCAGAUAGGCAAUCAUGUCAUUGUUGACCUCGUAUCAACAUUGAGCCAUCUCAACUCUCUCACAAUCUCAAGAUGUAUCAAUGUGUACAAUCUGGAUUUAGCCCACAAAGACAGCAAUAUUCUUCUCUCCAACAUCACUACACUAAGGUUACAUGGUUUAUAUCUGGAGGGCCCUAACAUAGAGGUGAUGUGUAAGAACUGCCCUUGUCUGGAACACCUUGAUUUAUCAGGUUCGAAGCGCCUGAGGGGUAUCUCCACAGAUCUGCAACAGUUGGAGAUCUCCUGUUUAAAAACACUCAUUCUCAACAACUGUACAGGUUUUGAAAUGCUCCACUUGUCUAGUGGUGCUGCUGAGCUACAAUGUGUUGAUGUCUCGUAUUGUAAGAACAUUAGACAUAUUCACCUCAACUGUGAAUCAUUAUCUGAGUUAAAAACAGAUGGAUGUGAACAUUUAGCAGAGGUGUCCAUUCUCUCCUCCAACAUGACCCAGUUGAACCUUAGUAGGCUUGAUUCCCUUUCUGUGAUCUCUAUACACUGUCCGUCACUUACUGAUGUCAAUCUCUCUCAUAGUCCUAGUCUGAAGAUAGAUCAACUUCUGCAAAUACAGCAAUUAAAUCAGGUUGAGAAAUUGUACCUCACAGGAUGUAAACGUAUGCCUCCAACUGACAUCAGUAAGCAAGUGCUGCCAUCUAUGACAAAUCUCCGAGUAUUACACCAUGGUGGCCAUGACUGGACUUAUGUUGAGCUUUGGUCAAAAACAUUACAGACACUGGCUUUAAGUCAUCUUACAAAUGCCAGUGGUAUAUUGUUGCGGAUGCCUGGGCUGAAAGACCUCUCUGUAUACAACUGUCCAGUUAUCACUGAGAAUGAACUGGUGGAUGGGAUACUACUAGGGAGAAAGGUGGCCAGGUAUCAAGGCCUGGUAACUGCUGAGGAGGCUGAUAGCUAUUCAGGGGAACUAGACCCACAGUUUGGUGCAGUGAACUUGAAGUCUCUCUCCCUAAGUAUGCUGCCAAACAUACAGGGCAACCUUCUGUCCUGCACUGCAUGCAGGCUCAACCAACUGACACACUUAGAGAUCAACAAAUGUGCAUUUUUAAGAAAAUUGGACCUAUCUACAUGGCUCAAUUUACAACAAGUGACAGUGAAUAGUUGUAGCAAGUUGCAAACUGUUGUGGCCACAGGGAAAACAAUACAUACUCUAGAACUCAAGUGGUGUGGUGUGGUCCAACAUUGUAGCAUCAGCACUCCCUCUUUACGGGAAAUCGACCUCAAGGGAUCCAACUUUGAAUACUUUUUCCUUGAUGCACAACAUCUAAGGACACUUGAGAUAAAUGGGAUUUGUUUUAACCCUGACCACACCGCAGUUAUUAAAUGCCCCAACCUGUACACAUUAGUAUUGAAGCAAUGUGGCUGUUCAACCCUAUACUUAGAUGCAAUAUUGAGGGACUGCCCCAAGAUCUCAAAUCUUCAACUGUCAGCAUGCAAUAAAAUAAAUUCUCUCACAAUAACACAGAACAUAGAAGUUCUGAAAUUAAUCAGCCUGAGGAGACUGGAGAAUAUUAUAGUAGACCCAUCCCUUGGGAGGCCUUGUCCAAUCAGAGAGCUAGUCUUACAUAACUUGCCCAAGAUAACUCCAAAGUUAAGAAGAUGCCUUUUUGAGCAACAUAAGGACACUUUAAGAAUUGUAGAAGUGCGAGCUCUUGCUAAAGAAACAGAUCUCACCCUAAGUCUUCCAAACCUGUCACAUCUAACAUUGGACCAGGGUAUACACCUCAAACAAAUCAAGAUCAUAUGUCCCAAACUGCAGUACCUGAGAAUACAAGGAUGUCCCAACCUGAAGGAGCUUGGACUACACAUUGAAGAGCUCCCCCUGCUACAGGUGGACCACAGUUCCCCCCUGAUAGCCCUGCAGCACCUACAUCUCACCUCUCACAAUGUCAAGUUCCUUGGUAGAGUACUCAGAUAUUACUGUCCCAACAUUGUGAAGCUGACCCUCUCUGGAGAUAACACUUCAUUGGCCAGGAUACGGAAUGUUGGCCAUGCUCUAGAGCAUCUCACGACAUUGAUAUUACUGGACUGUACACCCUCAGAUGAUCUUAAACCUUGGAUUGAUAAAGACUUAGAACUUGCUCCUAAUGAACUUCAAAGAGAAAGUAAUUCUUUAACAGUGCAGUUUAGGUAGCAGGUGUUUGACGAAUUAGAUGUUAUCAAAAAUGUUUUGCAAUAAACUCUAUGUGAAAGCAAUUUUUGUUAAGAUGUACAUCUGUGAGGCUGAAUUUUUUUAAACUAAAUAAAGUGGAACCAUUUUUGAUCUAAAAAGAUGCAUUCGCAAGUAGUUUGUUUAAUUAAGAAAUAAAGAUGGAAACUGUAAAAUGUUUUACAUGUGGGAUUCAGUGCUGAGAUUUGGUUGUUAAGAGGUCUGAGAAAAUAAUGUAUUUAUUAUGAUCGUAAUAACCAGCCUUUAAAAAGUAAGCAAAAUUCUUAAAUUCUAGGGGAGCCUCAAAUUGCCAAUUUUCCCAAAAUUUCCAAAUGUUGCCAAUGUUUUUCAUGAUUGUGUUUAUCAUUUUAUAUCUUUUUGAAAAUGUUGAAAAAGGUGUGUGCUCAAUAAAAUUUUACAGGACUUCAAUAAGCAUUGAUUGAUUUCUGAAAACCAAAUUCGUUAAAAAAUGUUAUGGAAAAUUUCACCUUAUAGUAGGUCAGUACUCACUCAUACUGUCAUACAUUACAAUAUGUUAUCACAAAAGAAUCUUCAUAUUUUAUAUAAAAUAUAUUAUUACCUAUCAAUGUACAUGCAUGUCUAUACAUAUGUUGAGU
Molecule: messenger RNA, 3654 nt
Organism: Owenia fusiformis
Lineage: Eukaryota; Metazoa; Annelida; Polychaeta; Sabellida; Oweniidae
Source: the annotation of a GenBank genome assembly